AUGUCUGAAGUGGACGAUUCAAAAAUAUCUAUGAGCAAGGCAAUGCAUGCGAGAUAUGGAUGUUCCCCGCAAGUCCACGGAGACAUCACGCUGAGAAACCCCAAGGACAUGGACCAAGUCGACCUGUUCGUGAGCGGGGCGCCUUGCCCAGCAUAUUCUACAGCAGGUCUGAAGAAGGGCAUCAAAGACCUUCGGGGUUGCGUCAUACUUCAUAGCCUGAAAUAUAUUGUCCUACGCCGCCCCGCCGUUGCCUGCCUCGAAAACGUGAAAGGUAUGACUCACAAAAGCCACAAGCAGGUGCUUGACAAGAUCAUCGAAGUGCUCAAGUCGUGCAAUUACAAGGUGACUGCUGCCAUCCUCAAUACCGCAGACCACGGUAUCCCACAGAACCGGGAGAGGCUCUACUUGGUGGCAGUGCAUCGCAGCAAAUUGGACAAGACAAGGGGCAAUUUCAAAUUCCCAGGCCCCGUUACUAUGCCAAAACUGAAACGGUUCCUUGUGCACAAGUGCCAGCAGGCAAGCGAACUCUCGGAAAGGGAGCGCGGCAUGGUCAAGGCAUUGAGACAGAAGAUUGGCAUUGCCAGACCAGAGAAGUUGGAGGAUGAAGUUGUCAUGGACAUUGGAGCUACGAUGCAAUUUGCGAACGUCAUGAAUGGAGUCAGUCCAUGCUUGACAAAAACGAGAAGCGCGUCUGGGGGCUACUACCUCUACACAUCCCAAAGGUUUAUGAACGUCUACGAGAUUGGUGGUCUUCAGGGAUGGCCAAAAAGUUGGGUUGACCAGCUACUGGAGGUCCAGCCCAAGUCGAAAGUUGGAGCCGGAUUUGGAGAUGCAAUGAGUUUGAACAUACUCAUGAGGAUUUUGCCAAGGGCAUGUCAUGCAGCAGGUUUGGUACCACCUUGCGCAGAUGUCUGGGAAAGCAUUCCUGAGAGAGGCCUGGGCCUGUUGCCUGGCUCGCUAUAUGAAAGGGAGAAUCCGAUGGACCCCAGAUUGCAGCCCAUAUGGGUUUGA
Molecule: messenger RNA, 1011 nt
Organism: Cladocopium goreaui
Lineage: Eukaryota; Dinophyceae; Suessiales; Symbiodiniaceae
Source: the annotation of a GenBank genome assembly